UUUGGGACAGCUCCACACAACAUCCUAACACCAACUGGGGAAACUAAACCGACCUGCAAUUUCUCAACCAAAUACAACAGCACGGCAUUUUUAGCAUUACAGCAACUGUCAUGGAGGACCAACUAAAACAUCAUUCUGUUUGCCACACCUGCUUGAGAACAGACAGGUUCAUAAAUAAGAUCGUACAGAUGUACUGGUCCAUAAGGAUGCCCAUAUGCAUACUGUUUUUGACCCUAUACGCCUUUGAGGUCGCUUCAGCAGAGACGUUAUGUGGCGGAGAGCUGGUGGACGCGCUACAGUUCGUGUGUGAAGGCACAGGCUUCUAUUUCAAUCAACCAACCAGGUCGAAACCAUCCCAAAACAGGCGUGGGAUUGUGGAGGAGUGUUGUUUUAGCAGUUGUAACCUACAACUGCUACAACAAUACUGCGCUAAACCUGCCAAGUCAGAGAGAGACGUGUCCAGCACUUCGCUACAGGUGAUCCCUGUGAUGCCCGCAUUAAAACAGGAGGUCCCAAGAAAACACGUGACCGUAAAAUAUUCCAAAUAUGAUGUGUGGCAGCGAAAAGCCGCCCAGAGGCUACGGAGGGGUGUCCCAGCCAUCCUGCGAGCAAAGAAGUUUAGGCGGCAGGCGGAGAGGAUCAAGGCACAGGAGCAACUCCACCACCAUAGACCUCUUAUCACGCUGUCCAGCAAACUGCCGCCCAUCCUCCUUCCGACAGAAAACUAUGUCAGCCACAAGUGAACCCGGGAUCAUUUGCACAGAGUUGAUAAAAAAAGACUUGGGGAUGAAAGCUUUUUGUCUCUGACGUCAUUUCUGUGGCAGUCUUCAUCAACCCUCCUUCCUUCCCUAUCAGACGUGCUCACAUGCUCUUCCAGUCUCUAUUCUCGCUGUUUCAUUCACCAACAAAAAGGCACAUCAUAAACGAGAGGGAAAAAUGUAUGCGGCAACGCCACUGUGGAACGUUUCGCCAGUAUGGUGGACAUUGGAACAUGAGGAACAGCUAGCACGAAAGAACCCAUUCCACUGCAAUCUCCCGAGACUAAAGUAUCACUCUUUUAGUCCUUUUAUGUAUUAGUUUGCACCUCUAACUAUAAAGGGACAUCCACACUGUAAGGAAUUGUUGUAAAAUUAGAUUCCUGUUCCAGCACCUUUAAUCACAAAUGAAACGCAGAGAAGAGUCUGCGAUUUGCACAACGCCACGGAUUACGUCAAAGUUCUUGUUGAGUAAAUAAAAAAAGGCACUAUUUUUUUAUGGACUAUGAACAUUGUAGCUCAAAAAAUGUCAUGGUGCGAGCUUUGGGAAUGGACUCAAAGGAGAAAGGGUUGAAAAGCAUGUUUUAUUUUUUUCCUUUGAAAAAUUAUUAAACUUUCAGUUUUAAGGAAAGUGUGACUUUUGAAAAAGAAAGCAAGAGCAAAUUGGCUGUGUGGGAUAACACUGCAUGCAGAUGUGUCAUUUGUUGAGACGCAAGACACAAUGUAUGCCUUUGGUCCCGGUGCUACCGUUUGCAAUUAAAGAAAGGAGCAGUGUGGGGGCGCUGAAGGGAACAUGUUCAAAUGCCUGGACAUCUACCUUGGCUGCACAGAACCCCUGCUUUGCACUGAGGGACAUUAUGACCUUAAAAAUGUGGGAUGUUUGUAUUUUCUAUGUUCUUUUUCGUGAAAAUGCGUAAAGGAAAAAAGAGAACAAAAAGUUAUGUUUCUGGAGCGUUUUUUUUUUUUUUUUUUUCAGUUUUGAAAGAAAGGCACAAAUAUAAAUUCAAAGGGAAAAACGCAAUAAUGUCAACUAACAUAUAUUUUUAACGUUUAUCAGUAGUAUUCACAUGCUUUUGCCUGAAAACAAAUACUUGAAUAUAUAUAAAUAUAUUAUAUGGAAUAAAUAUGAAUAUAUAUUAUAAUUAGUUUCCAGGGACAUCAUGUAAUAUUCUUUUAGUCUGAGCUGUAUCUUGCGUAAUGAGCCGCCAAGCUUUUUGUUUGUUUAAGUACAAAUAUGGGCACUGUAUAAAGGCAUUAUUUAUUUUGUUAUAAAAUUAUAUAUAUAUUAAAAUUGGUCCAAAUACAGUAAUAUACAUAGCACUGAUGCUCAACUGAUGGAUUUUAUUUUAUAUAUGCUCUCUUUUGUUUCCCAUUUUACAUGUAAAUGCUUUUUGUAGAUGCUUUGUACCAAAAAAAAAUUUCUUCCGUUUGGUUUGCCACAGAGCUAUUUUAAAAUCAAUAUUUUAACAGCAGCUGUAGCCUGGAUCGCUAAGGCAUGUUGUAAUACAAAAAUAGGCACAUACUCGGAAAACUCUCGCUCCCUCCCGUGUGACUUUUUCUUUAAUCUGCCAAAUGGAUUUCUGUUUAAAAAAACAACUUGGGUUUAACUUUUAUCACGAGGAUCUGGAUACAGCCGUUGUUUAUAAACUAUGAUUGUCCUCAAGCCACUACAGUUUAAGCCAUUUUCUUUAUUGUAUAAUUAUUUUUGGCUUCUCAGAAGUAUGGUGCAAGAGAUAGCCAUGUUUUGGGGGUUUAGAGGAGCUUGCAGGAUGAUAAAGGUGUUGUCCUUGGUUCAUUUUUUUCCUCUUGUUGCUGAGUAAUUCUGAAACUAAUCCAUUAUGAUAUCACAAAGAUCAAUUAUGAUGUCUUCUGACAACAAUAUGCCCUAAGUCCUCUUAUUUCCUUUCAGUAGGGGUGUUUUUUCAAGUCCUCCAUGUAUCUCCAUCUCAGUGGUUGAAGGGCUACCGUAGUAAACCAUACUUCAAAUAUUUACCUUAAUUCUCAGGAAAUAUCAGUGGAUUUGAGCAAAGAGACAUUGGGUUAAAGUUGACUCUACUGAUUUGUCAAGAAGUAGGACAACUUGCAAACCUAAUAUAUGGCUGGUAUAUAAUUUCAUUUAGUUUCUCAGCCAAGAACUAAAGACAACAACCAAUGUUUCUUGUAUGUAUACCAACUUAGCACCUUGAAGGUCUAAGAGCCUGCAGUAUAACCCCUCUGCCUUGAUAAUCCAAUAUUUAUCUGAUUAUUCAUAUCAGUUGUGACAAAGUAGUGCAAUUAUCGUGAUUUUUAUUUUUGUUAUUUUUUAUUAUCUGAACAUCUCAUAUUUCCGGAGUCGGUUGCAAUUUCUUAUGUUAUUCCAGCACGGACUGCAUUCACUGUUGUUUUCUUUCAUACUGGUUACACAACUUUCUGUGUAAACAGUGCAAAAAAAGUGCAAAAAUUAAGGGAUCCUUUGCCUUUUACAGGCAACAGUUUGAUAUCAGUAGCCCACGCAGCCUGAGUGUAUUUUAAUUGAUUUAGCCUCUGCACGCUAGAACGUCUGAAAUGCACAAUUCAUGUACUUUCAUUUUUAAUAUCAAUAAAAACCAUUUUAUCAAA
Myxocyprinus asiaticus (Chinese sucker) is the source of this 3353-nucleotide messenger RNA. RefSeq names its product insulin-like growth factor II. Gene Ontology annotation, molecular function: growth factor activity; hormone activity. NCBI's taxonomy places the organism in Eukaryota, Metazoa, Chordata, Actinopteri, Cypriniformes, Catostomidae. Gene Ontology annotation, cellular component: extracellular region. The record is from RefSeq and is a predicted model, not a curated record. The transcript is spliced from 4 exons. Bases 111 to 743 code for a protein of 210 amino acids.